GUGUGUGUGUCCAUGUGCGUGAGUGUGUUUGUGUGCAUGUGUGCGAAGCGAUGAGGAUUUUAGUUUUCCUGCAGGAGCAUGAUAAGAGGAGACUUAAAGCAGAGCUGCCGGUGGUGGCGGGAAACAUGCCGGACGCCUACGGGGAGAGCGGCGGAAAAGCCACGCCCGCAGUCGCCGUGAGCAACAGCUGCCCGGCCGACCUGCUCGCCGUCAAGCCAGAGCCGAACAAUGUGGAUGCAAAGGUGCUGAUGAAGGAGCGACAGAAGAAGGACAAUCACAACCUGAUCGAGAGGCGGCGCCGCUUCAACAUCAACGACCGCAUCAAAGAGCUGGGCGCUCUCGUCCCCAAGACGCCCGACCCAGACGCCAGGUGGAACAAAGGAAGCAUCCUGAAGGCCUCGGUGGAUUAUAUCCGAAGACUUCAGAAAGAACAACAACGAGCUCGCGACAUGGAAGAAAGACACAAGAGACUGGAACACACCAACAGAACCCUGAUGCUGCGCAUACAGGAAUUGGAGCUUCAGGCAAGCCUCCACGGCGUUGCUUUUUCUUGCGGCGAGGGCACCCCGACGGACUCGCAGGGCUUCCUCUCUGCUGUGACGCCGUCGUCGGACACGCUGGGCUUGGAGGAGCUGAACGAGCUUCAAGGCGGCGGGGACGCCUUCCCCGCGGACCUGAUGAACCACGCGGGGCUGGCGGCGCUGGACGACUUCGGAGACAUCCUGAUGGAGGACGGCGGCCUGAUGUCACCCGCGGGCGGCGCCGACCCCAUGUUGUCGUGCGGGGCGUCGCGCUGCAGCAGCAGGGGGAGCAGCAUGGACGAUGACCUCUGAGCAAACAGUCAACAAUAACCGCCGGCAUUUCCUCUGACACCGUGCUGCUAACUAUGCCGCCGCCCCUCUGUCAUCUCCCAUUCACCACGGUAACCACACCCUUCUCUCUGUCCCUGUGGUGACCACAUCAUCACCUCCGCCGCCAUGGUCAUGUCAUCACACCUUUGUCACCAUGAGAACCGUGCCAUCCUAAUCUGUCAACAUGAUCACGUAACACUCAUCUGCGACUAUGGUAACCACAUCACCCCCAGCCCUACCCAUCAUGAUGGUAGGCAAAUCAUCCUCUCUGUCACCCUAGUAACCAUGCCAUCCUUCUGUCACCAUGUUAACCAAGUCAUCACCACCAUGUGACCAUGAUAACCUUGUCAUCGCCUCCCAUCACCAUGGUAACCAUACCACUCUUCCCAUCACCAUGGUAACCGCACCACUCUUCCUUGUAUCACAAUGAUGACCAGGUCAUUAGCCCUCUGUGACCCUGGUAAAGAUGUCAACACCCUCCUGUCACGAUGGUAAUCGCACGGCUCCCCUUCACUUGCCGCGGUAAUCCUGUCAUUCCCUCUAUCAACAUUGGAACCCUGCUUUUUUUUUGCUCCGUCACCACGGUAACCACCCCGUCGACCAUCCGCCCUCUCUCGCUCUCUCUCUGUACAUAUGUCAAACGUUGCCAUAGCUACAGCUAGCUCCAUUAGCAUCGUUGUUUGUGCUAGCGUGGAUUUUACCUGUAAACAAAUGCGUUACCAGCUACCACUUGGAGGUCAGUGCCAAAAUGAAUUGAAAAAUGUUUUUAUGAUAUAUAGAAUUGGAUAUAUAAUUUUUUUUAUAACAAUUUUCUAAUUGGUGAGCUUCUGUGGCGAGCAUGUGGAUAUGAAUGUUGUACGUAUGUGUCCGUUUUCUGAUUGAUAGGCACUCAGUCGAAGAGCGUAGCCAAUCGGAGCAAUUUGUCACUUGAUGCUGCAUCUUGAUUGGUCCUGAGAAUGCAACUCCAAAUAGUCCUUGUGUCAUUCCUCUUGAUUUUUUUGUUUUGUUUGUUUCCCUUUACCAAUCUGUUGCUGGUACAAACAUUUUGGGGACCAAAUGCCCUCGUGUGUGAUGUCGUCUUAUUUAGCAAGCACUAGCAUUUAGCUGUCAGAAAGGAACGUGUAUUUGCGUGUGCCAAUGCUAGCUAGCUGCUGCUGACAAACACAUCCGUUAGCAUUGUCCCGUUGAGCAGUUAAAACUUUUCAUGAUUUUAUUUUUUUUCUUAACAGUGAAAGUAAUCUGUUUCAUCAUAGCAACGGACGUUUUGCUGUCGGGAUCAUAAAGGGAGUCGUCUUUGUUGUUGUUUACAAUCAUGUAACAUUGUAUCAUAUCUCUAUAUAGAAACUUUAUAUCGAAAUAAAGUGAGAAGAAAGUA
Molecule: messenger RNA, 2226 nt
Organism: Hippocampus comes (tiger tail seahorse)
Lineage: Eukaryota; Metazoa; Chordata; Actinopteri; Syngnathiformes; Syngnathidae
Gene: tfe3a
Product: transcription factor binding to IGHM enhancer 3a
Exons: 6
Coding region: 51-833 (260 amino acids)
Biological process (GO): regulation of transcription by RNA polymerase II
Cellular component (GO): nucleus
Molecular function (GO): DNA-binding transcription factor activity, RNA polymerase II-specific; protein dimerization activity; RNA polymerase II cis-regulatory region sequence-specific DNA binding
Source: RefSeq, a predicted model, not a curated record